This is a messenger RNA of Ornithorhynchus anatinus (platypus), 5020 nucleotides long. It is a transcript of the gene VPS39, whose product is annotated as VPS39 subunit of HOPS complex. The transcript is spliced from 25 exons. Bases 123 to 2750 code for a protein of 875 amino acids. Lineage: Eukaryota; Metazoa; Chordata; Mammalia; Monotremata; Ornithorhynchidae. Gene Ontology annotation, biological process: vesicle-mediated transport; endosomal vesicle fusion; autophagy. Gene Ontology annotation, cellular component: membrane; cytoplasm. The record is from RefSeq and is a predicted model, not a curated record. Gene Ontology annotation, molecular function: protein binding.
CGCAGGCGCCAGGGGGGCCGGGCCAGGGGGCGGAAGAGGCCGGUGGGGACACGACGGAAGUGGGGCAGCAUCUCCCCGUCCUCCUCCUCCUCCUCCUCGCGUCCCCCGGUCGGCCCCCCGCCAUGCACGACGCCUUCGAGCCGGUGCCCAUCCUGGAGAAGCUGCCGCUGCAGAUCGACUGCCUGGCGGCCUGGGAGGAGUGGCUUCUCGUUGGCACCAAGCAAGGGCACCUCCUCCUCUACAGGAUCCGGAAGGAUGUCGGUUGCAACAGGUUUGAGGUGACGCUAGAGAAGUCCAACAAGAACUUCUCCAAGAAGAUUCAGCAGAUCCAUGUGGUUUCCCAGUUUAAGAUCCUGGUCAGCCUGCUGGAAAAUAACAUCUACGUCCACGACCUCCUCACCUUUCAACAAAUCACUACUGUGUCCAAAGCCAAGGGGGCGUCCCUCUUCACCUGUGACCUCCAGCACCGGGCCACGGGCGAGGAGGAGCUGCGCCUCUGUGUCGCCGUGAGGAAGAAGCUGCAGCUGUACUUCUGGAAGGAUCGGGAGUUCCACGAGCUGCAGGGAGACCUGAGCGUCCCGGACGUGCCCAAGUCCAUGGCCUGGUGCGAGAACUCCAUCUGCGUGGGCUUCAAGAGGGACUACUACCUGAUCCGGGUGGACGGGAAGGGGUCCAUCAAAGAGCUCUUUCCAACAGGGAAACAGCUGGAGCCCCUGGUGGCGCCCCUGGCAGACGGCAAGGUGGCGGUCGGCCAAGACGACCUCACCGUGGUACUCAACGAGGAGGGCACCUGCACGCAGAAAUGCGCCCUGAACUGGACGGACAUCCCCAUCGCCAUGGAGCACCAGCCUCCGUACAUCGUGGCCGUGCUGCCCCGCUACGUGGAGAUCCGCACGUUCGAACCCCGGCUGCUAGUACAGAGCAUCGAGCUGCAGCGACCCCGCUUCGUCACCUCCGGAGGCUCAAACAUCGUGUACGUGGCCAGCAAUCACUUCGUGUGGCGGCUCCUCCCGGUCUCCAUCGCCACGCAGAUCCAGCAGCUCCUUCAGGAUAAGCAGUUCGAACUGGCUCUGCAGCUGGCGGAGAUGAAGGAUGACUCAGACAGCGAGAAGCUGCAGCAGAUCCAUCACAUCAAGAACCUCUUCGCCUUCAACCUCUUCUGCCAGAAGCGCUUCGAUGAGUCCAUGCAGGUCUUCGCUAAGCUCGGCACAGAUCCCACCCACGUCAUGGGGCUGUAUCCCGACCUCCUACCCACCGACUACCGCAAGCAGCUGCAGUACCCCAACCCGCUGCCCGCGCUCUCGGGGGCGGAGCUGGAGAAGGCUCACCUGGCCCUGAUCGACUACCUGACCCAGAAGAGGACGCAGCUGGUGAAGAAGCUGAACGACUCGGACCAGCAGUCCAGCACCUCCCCGCUCAUGGAGGGCACGCCCACCAUCAAGUCCAAGAAGAAGCUGCUGCAGAUCAUCGACACCACCCUGCUCAAGUGCUACCUCCACACGAACGUCGCCCUGGUGGCCCCCCUGCUGCGCCUGGAGAACAAUCACUGCCACAUCGAGGAGAGCGAGCACGUCCUGAAGAAGGCCCACAAGUACAGCGAGCUGAUAAUCCUGUACGAGAAGAAGGGCCUGCACGAGAAAGCUCUGCAGGUGCUGGUGGACCAGUCCAAGAAGGCCAACUCCCCGCUGAAGGGUCACGAGCGAACCGUGCAGUACCUGCAGCAUCUGGGCACCGAUAACCUGCACCUGGUGUUCUCCUACUCCCUCUGGGUGCUCCGAGAUUUCCCGGAAGACGGGCUGAAGAUAUUCACCGAAGACCUCCCGGAGGUGGAGGCCCUGCCUCGCGACCGAGUGCUCGGCUUCCUGGAGGAAAACUUCAAGGGCCUGGCCAUCCCCUACCUGGAGCACGUCAUCCACGUCUGGGAGGAGACGGGAGCCGACUUCCACAACCGCCUGGUCCAGCUGUACUGUGAGAAGGUGCAAGGGCUGAUGAAGGAGUACCUCCGCUCCGCCUCGGCAGACACGGCCCCGGUCCCCGCCGGGGACGAAGGAGGGGAGCUGGGAGAAUACCGGCAAAAGCUCCUCGCUUUCCUGGAGAUCUCCAGCUGCUACGACCCCGGCCGGCUCAUCUGUGACUUCCCCUUUGACGGCCUCCUGGAGGAACGGGCUCUCCUCCUGGGGCGCAUGGGGAAGCACGAGCCCGCCCUCUUCAUCUACGUCCACAUCCUGGGCGACACGAAGAUGGCCGAAAGGUACUGCCAGAAACACUACGACCAGAACCGAGACGGCAGCAGAGACGUGUACCUGUCCUUGCUCCGGAUGUACCUGUCACCUCCUAGCGUCCACUGCCUGGGGCCCAUCAAGCUGGAGCUGCUGGAACCUCAGGCCAACCCUCAGGCGGCCCUGCAAGUCCUGGAGCUGCACCACGGCAAACUGGACACCACCAAGGCCAUCGACCUGCUCCCGGCCAACACGCAGAUCAGCGAGAUCCGCAUCUUUCUGGAAAAGGUCCUGGAGGAGAACGCCCAGAAGAAGCGAUUCAAUCAAGUGCUGAAGAACCUCCUCCACGCGGAGUUCCUAAGGGUGCAGGAGGAGCGAAUCUUACAUCACCAGGUGAAGUGCAUCAUCACGGAGGAGAAGGUGUGCAACGUGUGCAAGAAGAAGAUUGGGAACAGCGCUUUCGCCAGGUACCCCAACGGAGUCGUGGUGCACUACUUCUGCUCCAAAGAGGUCAGCGCCGCCGACACCUGAGCAGGCGGAGCCGAGGGUUCGGUCGGUGGUCGGCAAAGCCCGCGGCUCUCGGAGGACCGGGAGAGCCCUGGGCGUCUACGCAGGAUGUGUCUCCUCUGGACUCCCCCGCCCCCCGCCCCUCGCCUCCUCGCAGCCACCCCCCAACCUCUCCGGACUGACGGCGCCCUCCACCUGGCCGGGCCGAGGGAGAGCGGAAGCGAUGCCCGCCGUGGCGGGCCGGACCCUCUGAUCCGCCCAGUCGGGAAGUGCGUCUGAGCGCCGGCUGCGGGGGCGGCAAACGGGUGUCCCUUCAGGCCGCGGGGGGGUUGGGGGGUGUAGUCUCUUAGGUCACUGCAUGUCUCCUCCCCGCCUCGGCGGGGUGCUUGGCCGAAACUCAGGCCCAGGACUGGAGAAGGGACCCUGAUCGAAGCCCCCCUCGCCGCUUGGACGAGGUGCAGAAUUUCCCCGGCAGCAGCAACGGCCCCUUCCUUCCCCUCUCCUUCCCUUCUCCCAGUCGCCUGCGUCUCUCCUCCUCGGGGUCUCCCGGGACGUCGGGAAGAAUUGGUUUUGGCACGAGUGUUUGCUUGACCCGUCAGGGAAUCUCCCCGGAACCGGGAUCCCUAACGAGAACCUCCGGGGCACCCGUGGGGGUGGGAGGGAGAGCUGUGGAUUUUGUGGGGUGUGGGUCAGGACGUCAAUAGAGACUAAAUCCACCCUCCCUCCCGCCCCUUGGCAUUGUACAAUCGCUGCCCCCGGGGUCGGGCACAUCCCUGGCAUCGUCCCUUCCGCCCCCAGGACCGGCAGGGAGUCGGCGAGCUCAGGAGGACAAGGCCGGGCUCUGACCUUUGGCUUCCCGGGCGGCCCCCUGUGCCCUCUCGGUCGGUCGUGCCCAAGCUGGAGUUGGAGCCAGCGGCAGGCUGGGGCUGGAGGGGCCGGGGAGCUGGUACGGGGUGGGCAGGGGUGGCGCCUGGACUAGAGGCGUGGUCCCAACAUAGAGCUAGAGGGAUGGGACAGUGUUUCGUGCCAGGCCCGGGGAGAGGGAGGGCAGAUGGGGGCUAGUCACCCGAGCUCUAGGGAGCCUGUCCACCCCCCCGGGUUCUAGCCCGGUGCCGAGGAGGGGCAGAGAGCCCCUGAGGGCCCUCGGGUUCCUCCUGGGUGUUCUGCCUGCUUGGGUGGGUGGCUGGGGGGCAACUACGGAACCACAGUUGGCUGGGCAGGGUCGGAGGGCUGCGUGGGAAACGCGGAGAGACAGAUGCCGCCCUGCGCCGGGUCUCCCAGGGUGGGCGGCUCGGCCCGGGUGCGUUGACCACCCCCGUCCCCCUCCCCUUCCUCGGCUUCAGGGCGAUCGGCCCUGGUACGGGACUCGUGCCCCGCCCACCCUGCCGCCGUCCGUCAGCUCUGGAUUCUGCCGAAGGGGAGGCGGGCUCGUUCGAAAGCAGCAGAAUAAAGGUCAGGUACUCCAAUGCCCGCAUUUCCUCUGACGGACUCUGCCCCCUUUCUGCCCCCUGAAACUCCAUCCUGGCCUGGCAUAGCGCCCACCCCUCCCCACUGGUAUCAGUACCGGGAUACACCCCACCCAGCCGCCUGGGUUGGCGCCUCACUCUGGCAUCGCUCCACACCAGAACCCAAGACCCCUGCGGCUCUGGGAACGAAAAACUGGGAGGGGGUUCGUCUCCUGUCAGGAUCGGCGACCCCAACGUCGAGCUUAAUUCUGCCCCCUCCUCGGUGGGGAGGCGCCUCUCCCAUCCCCCACACCAGUCUCUUCCAUGGCCCCGUUUUUAGUUCCACUCCCCCAGCCCCGGACCGUCCCGUUCCCACCGUCGGCCUUCCGGGCGGCAUUGGCUGAGAUAAGAUCGGGCCGCGAGCCAGGUGGCAUGCUGGAAAAGUGACUUUUUGGGUGGAGCGUCAGAGUCGGGUAGAUAGUGCACGUUAAACUGGGGCCUGGCGGGCGAGUGGUUGGGUAGUUCCCGUAACCUGCCUUCCCACCCAAAUUCUGAAGAACAAAGUAACAUUUUCCCAAUCUUUCAUCCACUCCUUGUCUUAAUCCCCUCCUGUCUUUUCCAGGCACACUGACCAGUCUGUGAAAAAAAAACUAGACAGGUGCGGGCCUGGGAGGCCAGCGGGUGGGAGGGGAGGAAGGUUAAUCUGGAAAUCAGCCCUGCCGAGGAAGGGUGAGUUGGGGUGAUGGAUGGCAGCGCGGGGUCAAUAGCUUCUUUCACCCCCCUCCCCGUUCCUCCUCCUCCUCCGCUGUAGGGGAGCGAUUAAUAAAGAACUGCUUGUUCUCUGUAGAA